This is a messenger RNA of Drosophila hydei, 2819 nucleotides long. It is a transcript of the gene l(3)80Fg, whose product is annotated as dnaJ homolog subfamily C member 16. The transcript has a single exon. The coding region runs from base 308 to 2647 and encodes 779 amino acids. Lineage: Eukaryota; Metazoa; Arthropoda; Insecta; Diptera; Drosophilidae. The record is from RefSeq and is a predicted model, not a curated record.
AAAUAAUGCAGUUUCAUACUCCGCGGCAACCCUGUCGGGUGUAGCGUAAUAAUUUAUCUGUCAGAAAACUAAUUCAAAAGAUUUUGCUAAGCGUUAAAGACAAAACAAAUUUAAUUGGAACGCCAUGUGCGUUACCAGCACAGACUAAACGUUUCAAUAUAUGUAUAAUAUAUAUUCCAUUAAAAAUCAAUAAGCUCAUCUGUCAUUCUUUGAAUCUGGAGCACGGACCAACCCCCAAAGACGGAGGCCUGCAAAAAAACCGAAAAAAAAAUAUAAAUUGUAUAAAUUGUGUGAGAAAACUUUCGUCAUGAUGAAGCAAAUUUGCAUAUUCAAUGUGCUAGUAUUUUGCACAUUAAUUGCCAUCUGUGUGGCUGCCUUUAGUGAUCCGUACAAGGAGCUCGGUGUAAGCUCUACAGCAUCCACACAGGAAAUUCGACGGGCGUAUAAACAAUUGGCCAAGGAGUGGCAUCCUGAUAAAAGUGAUCAUCCGGAUGCUGAGCGAAAAUUUGUACAGAUCAAAAAGGCCUACGAAUUGUUGAGUGACAUCGAUCGGCGGCGUAUUUAUGAUAGGCAUGGCAUUACCAGCGAGGACUCUCAUUAUUUAAAGCAAAAGCACGAUUAUAGCGGCUAUAAUCGAUUUGGCUUCGAUCCAGUUGAAGAGUUCUUUGGUAAGCAAUUUGGAUUUGACCAAGACAUCAGCUUAUAUCACAAACUCUCGGUGACGUCCAACUACUUUGAGCAUACCAUCGUACCAAAGAGCAAGACUAAGUUGCAUAUUAUCAUGUUCUACAACGAUUGGUGCUUUGGCUGUAUACGAAUUGUGGGAGCAUUUAAGAAGUUGAUUGAUACCUUCGAGCCAUUGGGAAUAUCUUUUGUCACCAUCAAUGCAGCACAUGAGCCAAGCAUUUUGCGUAAAACUGGAGCAGAUGAUAUACCAAGAAUGGUUUUGGUUCUUGGUGGGCAUAGCUAUGUCUAUAGAGAGAAUAUUUACACCCAACAGAAGUUGGCGGAGUUUAUUCGCAAGAAGAUGCCCUUUAAGAUUGGUCAGCGCAUCAAUGACGAGAAUGUUGAUGAAUUUUUGAACGGUUGGACAGAUAAUCGGGUACGUGCUCUGGUCUUAGAGCCCAGAAGCGUAACCAGACUGAGAUAUUUGAUAAGCGCCUUUGCUUUCCAUGAUCGUGUGGCUUUUGGCUUUGUGGAUCUAACGAGCAAGGCUUCCAGCCUCAUGGCAGAUCGCUAUAAAGUUAAUCCCAAAUUAGACACACUCUUUCUGUUCAAUGAGGAUUCCGUGCGAGCUGUUGCCAGCAUUUCCAUGGCCGAUAUACCCACACAAACCUUGGACAAUAUCAUCUCAACAAAUCAAUUUCUCUCCCUACCCCGACUAUCCUCCCAAGAUGUGCUCGAAGGUGUUUGUCCAGCUGAAUGGAAUAGGCCUAGAAAGCGUUUGUGUGUAAUACUUAUUACAGAAAACUCUCCCGAAUAUGAUAUAGCCAGAGGAGCACUACGACAUAUAGCUUUAGAAUCUGGCUAUAGUUUGGAGAGAGUUCGAUUUGCGUACAUGUUUAAGGAGAAGCAGGCAGAUUUCCUUAAUGCCAUUUCGAAGGGCUCCUUUGAGGACAAUCUAUUGAGGCUCGUCGUCAUCUGGAGGCGUGAUAGCACACAAAUCAAAUACGAAUGGGUCGACGGUGCCAAGUUGGACAUUAAAACAGCCGACUAUUUGAACAAUAGUGCCAUCAAUGCCACAAAACAUGAGAUUAAUCUUACUAUACAAAGGCUGUUAAAGACAUCAGAGGCAUUAACCUAUGAGGCAUUCGUGCAGAAUUUGCUAGAUGAGCAUGCACAAGGCAUGUUGAGUAAAUGGAUCACAAGACUACUCUAUCUGGUCGAUUAUUUAUCUGAUAAUAUCGAAGACGAACAUCUCUUUGCUGCCUUAUCGCUAUUGGGCACGAUUGCGUUUAUGUUUGGCAUUGGCUAUGUUAUGAUGUACUUUGUGCGCGCAGAGGAGGAGUCUCUUAAAGCUCAAGGACAGCUGAAUGAGGGACAAUGCAAUAAGCAAAGCAAACACGUGCCGGAGCUAAAGCUGUACGAGCUGAGGGCAGAGAAAUAUAAUGGUCUCGUCCGCCUGCUAAAGCCCGGAUGUCGUACUAUACUAUUAAUAACUGAUAUGCAGAGCCGUACCAAGUUAAUUCCACCUUAUCAUCGCGCUGUUUGGCCAUAUAGGCGGACCAAAACCCUUCUCUUUGGCCACAUGCUCAUUGAAAAGGGCUUGUCCUGGUACUCAGAACUGUUACGCUUAUCGUUAUGCACAAAUCAAAGCCUACAAAUCAAUCCCAGAAAUUGUGUUGGAACUGUUAUAGCCCUAAAUGGGCACCGCAAGUAUUUCUGCGUAUAUCAUGCCAAGCAUCCAGAAUGCGCACGCGGCACCAAGCGAAUGAUCAAGAUGACCAAACAAUUGCUGGAUCGUAACGAUGACCCAGAAAUUGGCAACUUCCUUGGUGUUAAUUACUCCGAAGAAUCAGAUACCGAAUCGAAUGUGCUAUUCGAAGACAAUUUGUUAGAUGGCCUCAGCAACUGGCUAGAUCGUUUAUUCGAGGGAACAACACACAGAUAUUACAUCAACUAUUGGCCCGAUUUUCCCACAAAGUAAAGAAAAGUUCGCGUAAAGUAUUAAAGUAUGUGUAAAUUACUUUGUCACCCUGCAAUUUCUUGUAAAUCCUUUCUAGUCAAUAAAAAGAACAAUCUACGUAUUAUCAACUCUUUCCUUGAAAAAUAAUUAUGCUGCGCUGCAAUUGAUUUGGAUUAGAGCAAGAAAUCUGCCA